UGCAGCCGCACGCCUCCGCUAUAAAAUCCACCCCGCUGUCCUCUCGCCUCCGUGAUCACAGCACAGGCCACUCACUCUCUUCUCCGCCCCACUCCAUAGCUCACUCGCUCGCUCGGCAGAUCGGGCAAGCUAGCAAGCAAGCAUGUACCCCGCCGAGCUCGCCAGCGUGCCGUACCUGUCGGCGGCGGCUGCGAUCUCCGCCGCCUUCAGGCCCCAUUACCAGGUGGUGGCUCCGGACGACCUCCUCUUCCCGUACAACGGCGGCGGCCUCCUGGUCCCUCAGGCGACGUCGUCCCCCUCCUCCUCCUCGUACCAGCAGCAGCAGCAGCUGCUCCACGAGGCCGCCGGCGGCGGCGGGCUGCUGCCCCCGUUCGGGGCCAGGUCGUCCAACUCGGAUGAGUCGGACGGGUACCAGCAGGCGCACUGCAGCCUGGCGGAGGAGCGACGGCGGCGGCGGAUGGUGUCGAACCGGGAGUCGGCGCGGCGGUCGCGCAUGAGGAAGCAGAAGCAGCUGAGCGAGCUGUGGGCGCAGGUGGUGCACCUCCGCGGCGCCAACCGCCAGCUGCUCGACCAGCUCAACCGCGUCAUCAGGGACUGCGACCGCCUGCUGCGCGACAACUCCGGCCUCAGGGACGAGCGGGCCAAGCUGCGGGAGCGCCUCCAGCAGCUCCCUGCUGCUGCUGCUGCUGCUGUGCCGGUGGAGGACGCGGCGGCUGCUGCCCAGGGCUGCUGAUAUGAUCCACUCAGUAGAUGAUCCAUAUGUUACUCUAUUAUAUGACAACUUUAGUCCACGGGUGCCAUUUUUGUACCUCUGCUCUGCUCUGCUACGUAUUCUUUUAGACAUAAAAAUACCAGUGUUGGCAUGUACUACCAGUAGUAGUUCCAAAUAAGAGAAUGUUGGCAUGA
Messenger RNA from Hordeum vulgare subsp. vulgare (domesticated barley), 906 nucleotides. RefSeq names its product bZIP transcription factor RISBZ3-like. Bases 143 to 733 code for a protein of 196 amino acids. Gene Ontology annotation, molecular function: DNA-binding transcription factor activity. The record is from RefSeq and is a predicted model, not a curated record. Gene Ontology annotation, biological process: regulation of DNA-templated transcription. Lineage: Eukaryota; Viridiplantae; Streptophyta; Magnoliopsida; Poales; Poaceae. The transcript has a single exon.